Pieris macdunnoughi is the source of this 897-nucleotide messenger RNA. The record is from the annotation of a GenBank genome assembly. Lineage: Eukaryota; Metazoa; Arthropoda; Insecta; Lepidoptera; Pieridae.
AUGGCACGUGUGGCGGCGGCAUGCCUCUUUACGGUGAAUUUUCUGUCAUACAUUAUCGUGUGCCACCAAGAUAGCAGUAGCAACCGGUCACGCGAACAAAAUUCCGUAUCGGAGUCUUCGCGAAGAUUUAGAACGGAGUUCUUAGAAGACUGGCCACAAACACCGGGGUCUCCAUACUUUGACCCUAGCACUCCAGACAACGUAACCGGUCUAGUUGGACACCCGGUCACACUUCUAUGCAAAGUGAAGAACCUUCAAAAUCGUACUGUAUCAUGGGUGCGUCACCGCGAUAUCCAUCUGCUAACGGUGGGCCGUUACACAUACACAUCAGACCAGCGCUUUGAGGCGCAGCACAAACAGCGCUCCGAGGAAUGGGCGCUACGUAUCCGCAGCCCACAACGUCGCGACUCCGGCCAGUACGAGUGUCAAAUUUCUACCACACCACCUAUUGGUCACGCCGUCUACCUCAGUAUUGUUGAACCAGAAACCGAAAUAAUGGGCGGUUCCGACUUAUUCAUCUAUGCGGGAUCAACUAUAAACCUUACGUGUAUCGUAAGGCAUACUCCCGAACCGCCUAACGCCAUUAACUGGAGCCAUAGAGGAAAGACUAUAAAUUUCGACUCAACGCGUGGUGGAAUAUCGUUGGUGACUGAAAAAGGGAUCCAUAGCAGUAGUAGGCUAUUGGUGCAGGCUGCACGCACAUCAGAUGCAGGUGCAUACGAAUGUGUACCUGAUAAUGCGCAGUCAGCUUCCGUGAGGGUACAUGUACUUACUGGUGAAUCACCCGCAGCAAUGCAAGGAAAAGCUCAUUGGAUUAAAUACAGACCAUCAUCAAUCUUACAUUUGAUCGGUGCAUUGCAUUUGGUCAAAUGGUGUAUAUCAGUGAUAAGUAAUUAA